Salvelinus namaycush (lake trout) is the source of this 1079-nucleotide messenger RNA. Its product is annotated as trypsin-like. The coding region runs from base 28 to 777 and encodes 249 amino acids. The record is from RefSeq and is a predicted model, not a curated record. NCBI's taxonomy places the organism in Eukaryota, Metazoa, Chordata, Actinopteri, Salmoniformes, Salmonidae. The transcript is spliced from 6 exons. Gene Ontology annotation, molecular function: serine-type endopeptidase activity. Gene Ontology annotation, biological process: proteolysis.
CCAGUGUUCACCGGACAGACAGACACCAUGAGACUGCUCGCUCUGAUACUGCUGGUUGGAGCUGCUGUGGCAGUGCCCCGUGAGGAUGGUAAGAUCAUCGGUGGCCAGGAGUGUGAACCUCACUCCCGACCCUGGAUGGCCUCCCUCAACUACGGGUACCACUUCUGCGGAGCCGUGCUCAUCAAUGAGCAGUGGGUGCUCUCUGUCGCUCACUGCUGGUACAACCCCUACGCUAUGCAGAUCAUGCUUGGAGAGCACAACCUGCGUGUGUUUGAGGGAACUGAGCAGCUCAUGAAGACUCAAAACAUCAUCUGGCAUCCCAGCUAUGACUACCAGACGCUGGACUAUGACAUGAUGCUGAUCAAGCUGUUCCACCCUGUGGAGAUCACUGAUUUUGUGAAGCCCAUCCCGCUGCCCACCAGCUGCCCAUACGCAGGCCUCCCCUGCUCCGUCUCUGGCUGGGGCAACAUCGCCACCGGAGAGGAGGUUAACAUGCCCGCCCGUCUGCAGUGUCUGGAUGUGCCCAUACUGGAGGAUGAGAAGUGUGAGAUGGCCUACCCUGGCAUGCUCACCCGCAGGAUGGUGUGUGCUGGAUACAUGGACGGAGGCAGAGACGUAUGCAACGGGGACUCUGGCAGUGGUCUAGUGUGUUUGGGUGAGGUUCAUGGCCUGGUGUCCUGGGGUCAGGGCUGUGCCGUGCCCGGAUACCCCGGAGUCUACGUCAAAGUGUGUGAGUUCCUCCCCUGGAUCGAUGAGACCAUGAAGGCCAACAUGUAACACCACUAGCUGCUUUCCUCCCUGUCUCUCAGACCUCCACUCGUCCAAACUCUUCCUCCCUGUCUCUCAGACCUCCACUCGUCCAAACUCUUCCUCCCUGUCUCUCAGACCUCCACUCGUCCAAACUCUUCCUCCCUGUCUCUCAGACCUCCACUCAUCCAAACUCUUCCUCCCUGUCUCUCAGACCUCCACUCCUCCAAACUCUUCCCCUCUCUCUCUCGUUCUUCUCCUAGUUUAAUACUAAAGUGUAAUCAGCACAGUGUGUAAGCAUGUCAAACACAAUAAAGCCUGAAGUUACACUA